UUGUCUUAAACAUCGCGACAGUGAUUUGUCCCCAGCCACACCAAUCUAAGAUAGGAGAAGUAAAGAUGCUGCGGCACAAAAGACAUGCUGAUUCUUACAGGGAAACUCUCGUUUUGUGCUUCCUCUGCCUUCUCUUCUUUCUCGACAGAUUUGAAGGAGCUACGACUGUUCCAGCAGAAGUUGCCGCGUUAAAUGCGAUCCUGGGGAGAUGGGGAUGGACGGCUUCGGCGACGUCGUCGCCGGCGUGGAACAUCAGCGGAGAGCCCUGCAGCGGCGCCGCCAUCGACUCCACCGCCCUCGACGACCCUAACUUCAGCCCCAGCAUCAAAUGCGAGUGCUCCUACGACAACGCCACCACUUGCCACAUCGUUCAACUUAGGGUGCACGCCUUGGAUGUGAAGGGGGCAAUCCCAGAUGAGCUGCAAAAUUUGACGUACCUCUUCAACUUGGAUCUAAAUCAAAAUUAUUUGACUGGUCCUUUGCCAGCAUUUAUUGGAAACUUGACAAAGUUGAAAUAUUUGACUUUCGGUGCAAAUGCAUUAUCAGGGUCCAUACCAAAGGAACUUGGCAAGCUCACAAGUCUUAUCUCGCUGAGUCUAGGAACGAAUAACUUCACCGGUCCAAUCCCUCUUGAGCUUGGGAAUCUGACCAAUCUUCAACAAUUAUAUAUUGAUAGCUGUGGAGCAAGUGGUGAGUUCCCAUCAACGAUAUCAGGACUUAGCAGCUUGCAGAUAUUGUGGGCCUCUGGCAAUAAUUUCACUGGCAAAUUUCCAGACUUUAGCCGGACUAAUCUAACUACAUUGAGGAUUCAAGGGAACUCUUUUGAAGGUCCAAUCCCUUCAAGUCUUUCCAAUAUGACCAAAGUGACUGAUCUGAGGAUUGGUGACAUACAAAAUGGGAGCUCAUCUUUGGCAUUCAUUCGUAAUCUAUCAUCACUAAGCAUAUUAAUAUUGAGGAAUUGCAGGAUAUCUGACAUUAUGCCAUCAGACUUUUCACGGUUCACUAGUUUGCAGAGAUUGGAUUUGAGCUUCAACAAUCUGACAGGCCAAAUUCCUCAGUCUCUCUUCAAUUUGACCUUGCUAAGUUCCUUAUUUCUUGGAAAUAACAGUUUAUCCGGUAGUUUGCCCACUAGCAAGAGCGAAUCACUUCUUAAUAUUGACUUAUCAUAUAAUCAACUGGGAGGAAGUUUCCCUUCAUGGGUUAGUGAACAAAAUCUGAAAAUAAAUUUGGUAGCCAACAACUUCGUGAUUAGUGGUUCCAAUAACAGUGUUCUGGCGUCAGGAUUAAAUUGUUUGCAACGAGAUAUUCCUUGCAAUCAUAGGGUACCCAUUUAUUCCUCAUUUGCAAUAAAUUGUGGUGGUAAUAAAACCGUCACAUCUUCUGAUGGGACUCUGUACGAAAUUGAUGGAAGAACUCUGAGUAGUGCUUCUUAUUAUGUGACCGAAACAAACAAGUGGGCAGUUAGCACUGUUGGAAGCUUUCAAGAUGCCUCAAAUGCUGAAUAUACUCUAUACAGUUCAUCCCAGUUCCAGAAAACUCAAGAACCAGAGUUAUAUCAGACUGCAAGAAUUAGUCCCUCAUCUCUUAGAUAUUACGGGCUCGGCCUUGAGAAUGGAAAUUACACAGUCAUGUUGCAUUUUGCGGAGACACAGAUAUUUGAUCCACCUACUUGGAGAAGUACUGGAAGAAGAAUUUUUGACAUUUAUAUCCAAGGGAAUCGUGUGUUGAAGGAUUUUGACAUAAGAGCUGAAGAAAAUUCCUUUACGGCUGUUACUAGAAAGUUCAUUGUUCCAGUGACAGAUAACUUUCUCGAGAUUCAUUUCUUUUGGGCUGGAAAAGGUACUUGUUGUGUGCCUGAUCAAGGUUAUUAUGGGCCAUCUGUCUCGGCAAUCAGUGUCAAUCCUUAUGAUUUCAUUCCUACUGUUAGCAACGAGCCACCAUCUAGUGCAUCAAAAAAUAGUAACAAGAGUACUAUUGUUGGCAUUUUUUCUGGCAUUGGAGCUUUAGUUCUACUUAUUGUCUUUGGGAUUUUGAUCUAUUGGCAGAGGCAAAGACUCAGCAAGGAUGAUGAAGAUGAAUUACUAGAAAUGAGUUCCAGGCCAGAUACUUUUAGUUAUGCUGAACUGAGAAGUGCUACUGAAGACUUUGACCCUUCCAAUAAACUAGGAGAGGGAGGGUUUGGUCCAGUAUUUAAGGGAAACCUUGUUGAUGGAAGAGUUGUGGCUGUGAAGCAACUCUCCAUAACUUCUAACCAAGGAAAACACCAGUUCAUGACAGAAAUUGCAACAAUAUCUGCAGUGCAGCACCGUAAUCUCGUGAAGUUAUAUGGUUGCUGUGUCGAGGGAGGCAAAAGGCUUUUGGUCUAUGAAUAUCUAGAGAACAAGAGCCUUGAUCAGGCAAUCUUUGGUAGGAGUAAUCUGCACCUAGAUUGGUCUACCCGCUCCGAAAUAUGUUUGGGCACGGCGAGAGGUCUAGCUUAUCUCCAUGAGGAGUCGAGGGUACGAAUUGUACACAGAGAUGUUAAGGCCAGUAACAUUCUCCUUGAUGCUGAUUUAUAUCCCAAAAUAUCUGAUUUUGGCCUUGCCAAGCUUUACGAUGACAAGAAGACUCACAUCAGCACAAGAGUUGCCGGUACAAUAGGUUAUCUUGCACCGGAAUAUGCUAUGAGAGGGCAUCUCACGGAAAAGACUGAUGUCUUUGCAUUCGGAGUUGUAUGUCUGGAAGUACUUUCUGGGAGAUCCAAUGCAGAUCAGAGCCUUGAACCUGCAAAAGUUUAUCUUCUUGAAUGGGCUUGGAAUCUACGUGAGAAGAAGUGUGAAUUGGAACUAUUGGACCCAACAUUGUCGUCAUACGAUGAAGGACAGGCGAUCCGUCUUAUUAACAUAGCUUUGUUGUGCACUCAAGCCUCUCCUUUGCUACGCCCUUCCAUGUCGCGGGUGGUGGCCAUGCUGACAGGGGAUCUUGAUGUAGCUGAAGUCAAGUCAAGACCUGGAUACCUUAUAGACUGGCAGUCCAAUGACAGCAGUAGCAUUCCAAGUGGAUUCUUCAAGCCUUCAACAUCCGGAAAUCCGGAGACCAGCACAUCAAACACAAGCAUGCUGAACGACACCGAAAGAACGCCUUCACCUUCCCAACCAAUUUUAGAUGAAUCCAUCGAUGAAGGAAGUUUCACAAGGUAUGGGGACAGCUCAUGAAGACUGGUUAUCAAAGCUCAUGCUUGGCUCAUCAGGUAUCUUUCCUUUUACCGUCAAUCACAAUACUUUUCCUUCUUUCUUGCUUGUUCCGUGAUUUUUUUUUUUUUCGGAUGUCUUUUCUGCUGGUUGAGAGGUUUGCUUAUUUAUACACAAGACAAGUAACAAACUUGAGCUUGCACUCUCUUGACAAAUACUACAGUCCAAAUGAAGAUUACAUGCCCCAUGAAUUUGAUAUUCUUGGACCAGUAUAGGAAAAUCUCUCACAACUGCAGUCAGUGUAGAUGGAACUGCGACCCGACAUGAAAUUGAUGCAUUCACAGGAAAUCUCCUGGAGGUUUACAUAAUAGUUAGUCACCUUUCAAAUGCUUUCUAACAUGAUAUAACAAAGUUGUAGCUAAAGGUUAAUACGGAAGAUGAUUCCAAAGAACAUUAGUUGCUCAUGAAGUGUUUGAUUCUCAGAUUUGUGCCAAAAAUGGUGAUUUUUUUUUUCAAACGAAAACAUUCUCAAGGUUUGGUAGUGAAACUGUUCUAUUUGAUACCCUCGA
Messenger RNA from Musa acuminata AAA Group (dessert banana), 3739 nucleotides. RefSeq names its product probable LRR receptor-like serine/threonine-protein kinase At1g56140. Gene Ontology annotation, biological process: protein phosphorylation. The transcript is spliced from 26 exons. The record is from RefSeq and is a predicted model, not a curated record. Gene Ontology annotation, molecular function: ATP binding; protein kinase activity; protein binding. Bases 66 to 3194 code for a protein of 1042 amino acids. Gene Ontology annotation, cellular component: plasma membrane. Lineage: Eukaryota; Viridiplantae; Streptophyta; Magnoliopsida; Zingiberales; Musaceae.